Messenger RNA from Ctenopharyngodon idella (grass carp), 6667 nucleotides. It is a transcript of the gene npy8br, whose product is annotated as neuropeptide Y receptor Y8b. Gene Ontology annotation, molecular function: neuropeptide binding; neuropeptide Y receptor activity. The transcript has 2 exons. Lineage: Eukaryota; Metazoa; Chordata; Actinopteri; Cypriniformes; Xenocyprididae. Gene Ontology annotation, cellular component: neuron projection; plasma membrane. The record is from RefSeq and is a predicted model, not a curated record. Gene Ontology annotation, biological process: G protein-coupled receptor signaling pathway. The coding region runs from base 488 to 1621 and encodes 377 amino acids.
AAGAUUUUGAAGGCAAUAUAAUUGGAACGUUUUUCAGUGCCUAUUAUUAUUUAUAACAUAUGGGUCUCUGGUGAAGUCAAUGUCAACAGAUACACCGCCGCGAUCGAGUCCAUGUGCGAGCGAGUCUCUCUCGCGCUCGAUUUCUGAAGGCACCUCCUUCUUGCGCCUCAGGUUUGCUUGAUAAACCUCAGCUCCUCAAACCACCAGUUACUCCUGCACAGGAGAGAACAGUACAUCUGAAAGCGCCGUAUCGAGCUACAGUCACGGACACAGGGUUUGCGCCAGUCAUACACGGUUUCACAGAUCGUCAGUUCUGUGGUAUGCCAGAAAACAAGAUGAGACAACUCGGAAACUAAAAGGAAAUUGGUGUUGGGAAGGAGCAGUCUUACGCUGGACAAUUCCACUUCAUUUUCUCACUUCCCCGGAGAUUAAGCCAGACAGAGCAGUCAUCAUACAUUUCAAGAGACACAACUGCAACUGAGCAGCGAUGGAGCGGUCUCAUCUGAACAACAGCUCUGGGUCUUGGUUAUUAGAGGAUCCCGUCUGUCCAACCUCUCUCAGCAGCACCACCUUCCUUAUUGUAGCAUACAGCACCAUGUUAGCGGUGGGCCUGGUGGGCAACACUUGCCUGGUCUUAGUCAUCACGCGACAGAAAGAGAUGCGCAACGUGACCAACAUCUUCAUCGUCAACCUCUCAUGCUCCGAUAUCCUUGUUUGCCUGGUGUGUUUGCCGGUCACCAUUAUCUACACCCUAAUGGAUCGAUGGAUUUUGGGCGAAGCUUUGUGUAAGGUGACGCCAUUCGUCCAGUGUAUGUCCGUCACAGUUUCGAUUUUCUCCAUGGUUCUCAUCGCCUUGGAAAGACACCAGCUUAUCAUCCAUCCCACCGGUUGGAAGCCAGUCGUCAGACACUCCUACCUGGCUGUAGCGGUUAUCUGGAUCGUAGCGUGUUUUAUCUCCCUUCCGUUCCUUUCCUUCAACAUCCUCACAAACUCGCCCUUCCACAACCUCAGUCUUCCCUUCAACCCCUUCAGCGAUCACUUCAUCUGCAUAGAGCAGUGGCCGUCUGAGGGCAACCGGCUCACUUACACCACAACGCUGCUGCUGUGCCAGUACUGCUUACCGUUGGCGCUCAUUCUAGUCUGCUAUUUCCGCAUAUUCCUGCGUCUCAGCCGACGUAAAGACAUGGUCGAAAGGGCUCGAGGUGGACGGCAGAAAAAGGCCAAAGGCUCAAAGCGAGUCAACGCCAUGCUAGCCUCAAUUGUAGCAGCUUUCGCCCUGUGUUGGCUCCCGCUGAAUGUCUUCAACACGAUUUUUGACUGGAACCACGAGGCCAUUCCCGUAUGCCAGCAUGAUGCUAUUUUCUCAGCUUGUCACCUCACGGCCAUGGCGUCGACAUGUGUCAAUCCAGUGAUCUAUGGAUUCCUGAACAAUAACUUCCAGAAGGAGCUGAAAUCACUGCUUUCCAGAUGCCGCUGCUGGGGGCCACCCGAGAGUUACGAGAGUUUCCCUUUGUCCACGGUCAGUACGGGCAUUACUAAAGGCUCCAUCCUGAGCAAUGGCUCCACUAGCACUUACCAACCGCACAAGAAAAACAGUUUGGAACAGAAAGAGACCAUUUAAUGUACUAGAAGACAAUGUACCUACAUUUUUACGUUUCUUCAAGCACACAGAGAUGGCUUGAGAACACUGCCAGCCAAUCUGUGCAAGUUUCGUGACUGAAUUAAAGGUUCAAAAUCCCAAUUUGGACAGUGAAAGUCUGUGAUAUUUCAAGAUCUUGUUGCUUAAAGAUGUCCACUUGUCUUCUUUAAACAUGGAAAUGGUCUUAAACAAAUAAGGAAUGGAUUAUUGUAGCUGGGAUCUGCAGAUAAGGACUAAGUAAAUUGUGUUGAUGUUUUAACCACUGCUGAAAUGGCCAAUUAAACAUGCUGGUGUUGUGCUCAUUAUAUGGUGAGUUCUCAAUGGCACAGAAAAGUAUUUUCCCUAUUUAAAGCAAGGUUCUCUCUCUGAGACGUUAUAAUGAAAUACUGAGGGAAGGCCUUUUCUUCUCACUGUCUUUGUCCAGGUUAGGCCUGUGGAGGAAGUGUAUGACUUAGUAACAGCAAAAGACAUGAACUAUUUAGGUUCUUGUCACUAUUAAAUGGAUAAUUCAUCUAAAAAUACACAUUCUGUCAUCAUUUACUCACCCUUGUGUCAUCUGUGUGACUUUCUUUCUGCUGUGGAACAUAAAAGUAGAUAUUCUGAAGACCGUGGUUGUCGCUCUUUUCAUGUAAUUGCAAUGAAAGGGGACUGAAGCUGUCAAAAAGGACAGAGAAGCACCAUAAAAAUAACCUAAACCUAGAUCAUAUGACCUGUGUGCUUUGUUCCAAGUCUUCCGAAAUCACACAAUAACCUUGACAUGAAAAUUAUGUCAUUAUCAACUGAAAAUCUUCCCCGCAGUGAGCUGUUAAUGACUCCAGAUCCAGAUCAUUAUGUUUUGCAAACGGAUCAAACAGACUGCCAUUUUGAACCUGAUCAAUGGAUUCAGUGUAAACAUCUGAUUCAAAAUAAUGAUUAGUUCUCUCCUGAACUCUUUGAACAUGCUAAAGGAGAGCGUGGGUGGAUGUUUCUCAUCCAAAGCUAUCACUUGGCUUCAGAAGACUUGAAAUAUAGCACAUGACUCAUAUGGACCACUUUUCUGAUACUUUUGUAGUACUUUGUUGUCCCUUUUGAAGCUUAAAAGCUUCAAUCCAAAUUCGUUGCAACUGCAUGGAAAAAAACAACUGUUCUUUUUUUCUGUUUCAUAAGGAAAGAAAGUAAAUUGUAUAGAAGCUUGUUUUUUGCAAUGGAAUAAAACAAUUUAAAAGAUAAUUGUGACUUUUUUCCUCAAAAUUACGAGUUUUAAAGUCCAAUUCUGAGGGAAAAAAGACACGCAAUUGAGACUUUAUAUGACUUUAUAAAAGCCAUAUCACGCAAUUCUGAGAAAAAAAGUCAGAAUUGCCAGAUAAAAAGGUCGUAUUACCUUUUUUUUUAUCUUUUAUUCAGUGGCAGAAACAAGCUUCCAUAAAUUUUAAUAUGGAACAACAUGAAGGUGACUAACUGGUGACAAAAUUUUCAUUUUUGUUCAUUUUCAGCUAUUUCUUUAAAGGAAGGUGCAGAACUAGCAAUAUGUGUAUAAUGUGUACAUUUGAAACACAUAUAAUAGUUAUUUAUAAUAGUUAUAAUACAGCACCAUGACUAUAUAAGCACAUUGUGUCAUUGAUUAGGAUUAGAAUGCUAUUUUUAAAUUGAUAUGUACUAUAAUUUACACAUUUUGUUGCUCUGUGUGACAGGUGUAAUGUGUUUCACUGCUCUAAAUGUUAGUCAAUAUAAAUACGCUGUGUCCUCCUUUGCCAAAGCUAUUCAAGUGAAUUAUAGAUGAAUUUCCUCAUUUGCACUUUCACUGGACUGUGGCUCAAAACAAAAAGUGCAUGCAAGUAAUAUCUGUAAUGUGUAUAUGUGGCCAAAACAUCAUAUCAUUUUAUUUAGUUAUUAGAAUAAUAACACUUUGAAACACUCUGCAAAUGUCAGAUGUCUAGUCACAUGUUGGAAAUGAUCGAUCAACUUUAUUUGAAGUUUCUGGAUUAGUAUUCCGGUCACUAAUUUACAAUUAAAUUGGAUUAAGUUUACUAAAUUGCCACUUAUCUUAGUGUACCCUUGUGAAAAAGAAGUGUGCUUAGAGGAUUAGUUCACGUUCAAAUGAAAAUUACCCCAAGCUUUACUCACCCUCAAGCCAUCCUAGGUGUAUGUGACUUUCUUGUUUCUGACGAAGACAACUGGAGAAAUAUUAAUAAAUAUCCUGACGCAUCUGAGCUUUAUAAUGGCAGUUACAAAACGAGUAUGAGCUGAAGAAAGUGUCGGAAGCUGGAUAUUUUACUUCAUAACUUGUUAAAUAUGGAUAUUUUUUUUACACAAACGCAUCGCUUCACUUCAGAAGGCCUUUAUUAACCCCCCAGAGCCGUGUGGAGUACAUUUAUGAUGGAUGGAUGUGGAUGGAAGCACUUUCUUCAGCUCAUACUCGUUUGGUAGCGCAUUACUGCCAUUAUAAAGCUAGGAUGCGUCAGGAUAUUUAAUAAUAUUUCUCUGAUUGUCUUUGUCAGAAAGAAGAAAGUCAUAUGCAUCUAGGAUGGCUUGAGGGUGAGUAAAGCUUGGGCUAAUUUUCAUUUGAAAGUGGUUAACUGUAUUGAAUGUGAACUUGCAAUGUACUUUAAAUUGUAAAAGUGUAUUUUUAAACAACUGUACUUGCAGUUAAUAUCAAUUAAACAAAAGGCCACUUAAGUGCACUUGAAGUAUGCUUUCAUGCUGUUUCUUAACAUACUUAAAUAUACUUUUGAAAAGUGCACUUUGUAAUGUCAAAUUAGAGGUUUUGUUUUAAACUGGCUUUGUUUUAAUCAUCCCGAAUCACCAAAUUUACAUUGUUUCAAUAAUUUUGCUGUGCUUUAAAGAAGUACACUUAUUUUGAUGUGUUGACUAACAUACUAAAGCACAUGUAAAGUACUUGAUUAUAAUUUUAACUGUAGUAUGUUAAUUUAAACGUACUAAAUUGUAACUUCAUCGUUACAAAUGUGUAAUUACAAAUAUUUUAAAUACAUGACCUACAAAUUUCAAUAGAAAUUACAUUAAAGUAUAUUUCAGUUUACCAUAAAUGCUUAUCAGUAAAUUCAGCAGUAGUGUUUAUAUUUCAAAGACAAUAGUAUUUAUGAAAUUACAUAUAAAGAUGUACUUAAGUCCUACAUAAGUGGGUCAAGUAACACACCAAAUUUAAUAUAAAUGCAAAUUAUAAUGUAUUUUCAUUUAAUUCUAGUUAACAUGCACUUAAGUGUCCGAAAACAUUACAUUCAGUUCACACUUAAGUCUAGGCCUACUAUUUCCAUAAUAAUUGCCUUUUUAAAGGUAUGCUAAAGUGUUCUUUUUCACAAGGGUAUACUUCGACAUGGAACAUUAUACACUAAUAUCUUGCCACCCUUAUGUUUUUACACUUAUGAAAUACUUUUGAAAUGUCUGUUAUCUGUCACUGUAUUGUCAACCAUAACAUGCUGUUAUUGCCCUGUCCCAAAUGACAAGAUCAACCCUCGCAGUCCACUUCAUAGUCAAUGUUUUGGCGACAUAAUGCCACAUAAGCUGAUAAAAAGUAUAGCUUGCUGUGAAGGCUUCGCAAAACGACACAUAGAAGGCACAUUAUAUACACAUGUGGCGCUCGAGUCCCGUACUAAAUCAUAAAACAUGACAAAUGUGACACCUCGACAAAAUAUUGUGCAAGCGAAGGCCACAAGACCACAGGGCCACGUUAAGUGCAUCAUUUGGGACAGGGCCUAAGUUCUCACUGAUGAUAUCUAGCUUGAUAUUAAUCAGAUAUUUUCUCUCUGUUACAGUUCAGACCCCAGAGAAACACUGCUCUUAUUAUUUAUUAAGCAAAGCACUUGUCAAAACAUAGCACUGAGAGCACAUUGACUAUAGCGUUUGUUCACUUUUGUCACAUGCUGUAUAGCUCUACACGCUUACUCUUUGUCUGAAAUGGUCCAUGUUGUUUUUAGGGCCUGACUGAAUGGGAAGAUUUAUGCUUUAACUAUACUAGCUUGAGUUUUCCAAAACGCAUGGUUGCAUUGAGAGUUUCUGAAGAGUGAAAGGCAUUAAUGUGUAGCCAUAAAAACAUUGUAACCAUUCACCUGGAAAAGUUUAAACAUUCAGUCACCAUUUAAAAAGAUAUUUAUGGUGUGAUACCGUAUAUUUCAGCAGCACCAACUCUUAGUAGUUUUCCUCUCUCUCUCUCUCUCUUUCUCUCUCUCGGCUUUUCAAACAUUGGAGGGUCAGUUAUUGACUGGAAAGCCGACAAUGUGGGAAGCCUAUAUUUCAGCAAUACACCUUUAGAAAAUUGCUUUGAGGUAAUUAUGUGAAUCAAUAUAUUUUUUUUCUCAUUUUGCUGGCCACAAUAGUGGAGUGUGCCUGAGGUCAGCUGGCUGUUUAGCGCAUUAAGUUGGUAUCUGGACUGCUCGCAAUAAAGCAUUUACAAUAGACCUACCAUAAACACAAAGUCACAUACGCCAGAUUUCCAUUUGUGAGGCUGAAAUAUACAGUAUAAUAAUGCUGUUUACAAACCCAGUGAAGUAUUCGAAAAUCACCUGGACAAAUUACAGCUCUCAACUCUAUACGCACCUAAUUUUAUAUUAUAACACAAUACUAAAUGUUCUUUUAUAUAUCAUUGAGCAUUCACAUCUGUAUAAUUUGAUGUUCAGGACAAAGGAAUGUGCCAUACAUAGCUUACAGAAACAUACUCGACAAGAUUUAGUGUCUUAAAUCACGUUAAGUAGUUCUACAUGAUCUGGAAUCAACAAUAGAAUAUUAUUUGACUCAUUAUGGCCUCAUUUCAUAAGGGGAACCAAAGUCCUAUGAGUGUCAUUUUAUUUUCUAGUCAAGAAAAUUCAAUUAAAAUUCUGCCAAGCAUUUGCUUUGGUUUAUGAAGAAUAGAUGGCCAUCUAAUGUUCUCUGAAGUAUUCUCAACGGUGUAGUCAUUUGUACAUCAUUCAUGUCAUUGGAUAUUUGGUAAUGAUGUACAUAUAAAAAGGACCAAAGUUUAUAUCGAACUUCUAUUGAUGUUUUUCCUCAAUUCUUGAAUGUAUACUUUCAUGUAUAUUAAAAAUUUUAACCUCUCUA